This is a messenger RNA of Teleopsis dalmanni, 1549 nucleotides long. RefSeq names its product tumor susceptibility gene 101 protein-like. The transcript is spliced from 9 exons. Gene Ontology annotation, biological process: endosome to lysosome transport; protein modification process; protein transport. Gene Ontology annotation, cellular component: ESCRT I complex. The record is from RefSeq and is a predicted model, not a curated record. Bases 176 to 1399 code for a protein of 407 amino acids. Lineage: Eukaryota; Metazoa; Arthropoda; Insecta; Diptera; Diopsidae. Gene Ontology annotation, molecular function: ubiquitin binding.
ACAAAGAAUUGUCAUUUGUGGUGUCAUUAGCAAAGAAAAAAUGGUCAAAGAGUUUUCUCAGCUGCAUUGUUGAACGAUAUAUUUAUUGCGUAUAUUUCCAAGUCAUUUAAUAAGCAAAAAAAAAACAAAUAAAUUGUAUAUAUCAAUAACCACAAACGAAAUUUAAAAAAACGAAAUGAACGCGGGUGUUGAAGCACAAAUAACAAAAUUACUAUCAAAAUAUCAAAAUGCGGCUGCAGCAAAAAGGGAUGUAUUGCUGGUGGUAGCGAAUUACCGCAGUUUAUCUUACAAACUACAACAAUAUGUUUUUAAUGAUGGCUCUGCAAAGGAUUUAUUCUGUUUGGAUGGAACUAUUCCAGUGGUUUAUAAAAAUAAUACAUAUUACAUUCCAAUUUGUAUAUGGUUAAUGGACACACAUCCUAACAAUGCACCAAUUUGCUUCGUAAAGCCAACACCAACAAUGCAAAUUAAAUGCUCCAUGUAUGUGGAUUAUAAUGGAAAAAUAUAUUUACCUUAUCUGCACGAUUGGCAACCUCAUACAUCUGAUCUAGUGUCACUUAUACAAGUAAUGAUUUUUACUUUUGGUGAUCAUCCACCGGUUUAUUCGAAGCCUAAAGAGCAAGUGGCGCCUUAUCCAGCUUCCACAUUUAUGCCACAACCAGGUGGCAGUGGCGCUGGCACCGGUUAUUUACCAUACCCCACAGCUGGUGGUAGCGGUGGUGCUUUCCCACCAUAUCCUACUAGAAAUAAUUUUGGCUCCUAUCCACCUUACCCAACGCCGGGCAAUGUUAAUCCUGGCCCAAAUGCAAGUGGUUACUCAGGCUAUAUGAAUUUUCCAACAGUUCCUGGAUAUAAUUCUGGAUAUAAUCCUACAAAUCCCGGCUCUACAGGUACAAUCACAGAGGAACAUAUAAAAGCAUCUCUCAUAAGCGCUGUUGAGGAUAAGCUGCGACGCCGUUUGGAGGAGAAAGUUAACCAAUAUCAAGCAGAAAUUGAUACACUGAAUCGUACAAAGCAAGAGUUGGUAGAAGGUAGUACUAAAAUUGAUGCAAUUAUUGCACGUUUACAACGGGAAGAGGUUGAAAUGCAGAAAAACAUCAAUAUUUUACGUGAUAAAGAACAGGAAUUAGAGAAGAGUUUAGAAUCAAUGGAAAAUUCUGAAGGAAUUGAUCCAGAUGAAGCAGUAACCACCACAGCACCUUUAUAUAGACAAUUACUGAACUCAUAUGCAGAAGAAGCUGCUACUGAAGAUGCCAUAUAUUACUUAGGUGAAGCGCUGCGUAGUGGCGUAAUUGAUUUGGAAACAUUCUUGAAACAUGUACGUCAACUAUCUCGUAAGCAAUUUAUGCUGAGAGCUGUCAUGCAAAAAUGUAGACAAAAAGCGGGACUUGCUGGUUAGUGUUUUCGACAAUUGGCAUUGAAUUGAUGUUAAAAUAAAAUAAAAUUCACUCAUAUUGAUAUAUAUUAAAUUUUAUCAUAUAUAUAUAUAUAUACUCUAUUAACAUUAGUUACUGCAAUUUAUAAUUUAAUAAAAUUGUUAGGUUUUGCU